UAGCUAACGUUACAUGUCAACAGAAGGCAUCAGGAGACAGGAAGCUAUUCGUCACUGGCUAACUAGUUGGCUUUGCUAACGUUACUGUUUGCUGACUGAUGUACAUUCUGAAUUCGACACAUAGUUGGAAAUGUUACUUAUGUAACUAAGCACUUUUUUUAUUUUUCAGUCGGUCUGCAACACUCAGCCAGUUAGCUUACCCGAGUUGCCUAGCUAGCUAGCAUUAGCUGGCUUGAUUGCAGCAGCAUCAAUCAUGAUGAGUCCGACCCAAUGGGAUCUGCCCCCGGAGCUGUGCUGCCGGCCCAUGGCCUUUGUGGCCCUGACUGGGCUGGAUGUAACUUAUAACGCCAUCCAUAGGGCAAUAUGGGAUGCCUUCUGUGCCAACAGGAGGGCCGACAGGGUCCCCAUCUCAUUCAAGGUCCUUCCAGGAGACCAUGAAUACCCAAAGUGUAGGACCAAAAGAACCUCCUAUGAGUGGUACAUCCCCAAAGGGAUCUUGAAGACAGGCUGGAUGAACAAGCACCUGAACCUGGUACCUGCCUUGCUGGUGCUGUUCUAUGAGCUGGACUGGGAUGAUGCAGUUUGGAAGGAGAAACAGUCUGAGUGUGCCACUAAAGUAGAGAUAGUCAGAACAAGCCUUCAAGGAAGAAACACCAAGGUUGCAGUUGUUUUAAUUCAGAAGAAAACCCCUCUUCCUCCAGGUGAGGACCUGGUGGCUUCAGAGAGGGCUGCUUCCCUGUGCAAUGCCUGUGACCUGUCUGGGAAGUCUCUCUUCGUCCUCCCUCACACUGAUCACCUCGUGGGCUACAUCAUCAGGCUGGAAAAUGCGUUCUAUGAGCAUGCACAGACCUACUAUUACACAGAGAUUAGGAGGGUCAAAUCCCACAAAGAGUUCCUCAACAAAACAACCCAUCAGUUGCUGUUUGUGAGACACCAGUUUAAGAUUGCAUUCUUCAGCGAGCUCAAGCAAGACACACAGAAUUCCCUAAAGUACUACAGGACUGCCUACAGCCUUGUACAUGAGCUGAGAACCCACGAGACCAACAUGCUGGAGAUAAAGACCAUGGCUGGAUUCAUAAACUACAAGAUCUGUCGACUAUGCUUCCAACACAACACACCUUUGGAUGCCAUUGCUCAGUUCAGGAAGCAUAUUGAUCUGUGCAAGAAGAAGAUUGGUAGUGCAGAACUGGCAUUUGAGCACACAGCAUGGAUGUCCAAACAGUUCCAGUCUUUUGGUGACCUGUUUGAUGAGGCGAUCAAGCUGGGUCUGACGGCCAUCCAGACUCAGAACCCUGGCUUCUACUACCAGCAGGCUGCCUACUACGCCCAGGAACGCAAGCAGCAAGCAACUCACCUGUGUGCCCAUGAGGCCAGUGUGAGCUACCCCACCCCAGACCACCUGGAUACGCCCAGCGGGGCUCUGGACUUCUAUGGGCAGAGAGCCUGGAGACAGGGCCACCAGAGUAUCGAUCCCCCACACAUGGAGAAGGAGAAAGGAGGGAUCCUGGCGCUGCAGAUGAAGGAGAAGGAUGUUCCCCACUCCGAGCUAAUCAUUGCUCUGCUCAGCAACGCUGUGGCUCAGUUCAAGAAAUACAAGUGUCCUCGGAUGAAGAGCCACCUGAUGGUGCAGAUGGGAGAGGAGUACAACCAUGCCAAGGACUACACCAAAGCACUGAAACUGCUGGACUAUGUGAUGUGUGACUACCGUACAGAGCGCUGGUGGAGCCUGCUCACCUCCAUCCUCAGCACAGCGCUACGGUGCUCCUACCUGAUGGCCCACAUCAAGGACUACAUCACCUACUCCAUGGAGCUGGUCGGACGAGCUUCUACUCUACGGGAGGAGCAGAAAUCCAGGAUUGAGAAGAAUCUCAUCAAGGUCCUGAUGAACGAGGUCCCAGAGGCAGAGCCAGAUUGUGACCAGGCCUCAGCCAAGGCUGCCCAGGCCCUGUGGAGCGACCGCAUGUCUCUGGCUGGCAGCAAUGAGUUCACCAUCGAGGUGCAAGACUACGUACCCUUUGUCCAGUGUAAGGCCAAGUUCCUGUCCCCUAGUUUCCACGUGGAUGACCCGGUCCAGCUGCAUGUCUACCUGAGGGCUGACUGCCCUCACCCUGUCCGCUUCUCUAAACUGUGUGUCAGCCUCAGCAACCAGGAGUAUAACCAGUUGUGUGUGGUAGAGGAGCCGUGUAAGUCUCAGGAUAUCCUAGAGGCCUCCAGUCAAGAGAACAUGUGCCUGGUCCCUGGCAAGACACGCAUAUACAGCUUCAAGUUUGUGGCUAAAACUGAGGAUGUGGGGAAGAAGAUAGAGAUCACAGCGGUGGACCUGAUGCUGGGCAGUGAUAACGGCCGCUGCGUCUUCCUCAACUGGCGAGGCGGGGGAGGAGAUGCUGCCUCGUCCCACGAAGCUCUGCUGGCGGCCAGGUCCUUUAAGAGCAGGGGGCGUGUCCCAGAGCAGCAUGUGGAAUGGGACACCGUGUCUAUCCAGGCCAGCACCAUGAUAAUCUCUCGCAUUCCCAAGAUCUCUGUUCAGCUGAGUCAUGAGCCCCCUGCUCUGAACAACGAGAUGUACCGCAUCACUGUCUCCAUCCAGUCCAACGAGGAGACAGUGACCAAAGACGUCAAACUCACUGCCGGACUCAAACCAGGUCAGGAUGCAAACCUCACACAGUCCACCCAUGUGACCCUGAACGGUUUGGAGAUGUGUGACGAAUCCCAUCCUGCACUGCUUCCAGACAUUGCCAUUGGAGACCUCCAGCCGGGAGAAAAGGUUGAGAAGUGUCUGUAUGUUCGCUGUGUCACCACUGGAGCCAGAAUCUUCCUGUUCCAUGUUGCCUAUGCCUUGAGCACCAAGGUGGAGGGCAAAGACAUCACCUGCAGGUGUCACAAAGAUGAAACUGUUACCAUAGAAACCGUUGUUCCAUUUGAAGUUGCUGUGAAGUUUGUAUCCACAAAGUUUGAGCACCUGGAUAGAGUGUAUGUGGACAUCCCCUUUCUGCUGAUGACGGACAUCCUGAGUGCGUCCCCUUGGCCUCUCCACCUCGUGACCAGCCAGCUGCAGCUGGCCCCCACCAUGGCUGCCAUGGACCAGCCCCAGUCCCAGGUGGAGCAGGUGGUGCUUCAGACAGGGGAAUGUGCCAGCGAGUGUUUCAGCCUUCAGUGUCCCCCUGUGCUCAACGGGACGAGCAGCGUGGCGUCUGGACAGUACCUCAUCUCCUGGAAGAGGAAAUCUUGGUGUGCAGAUGCACCUGUCGUGACGACUGUUGCCACCCUCCCCCAUGUGAUAGUGGAGACCAUUCCUCUAUAUGUUCAUGCAGAGCUGCCGUCGUUUGGAAGGGUGCGGGAGUCUAUGCCAGUGAGGUACCACAUCCAGAACCGGACGGGGCUGGUCCAGGACGUGGAGAUGUCUGUGGAACCCAGUGAUGCCUUCAUGUUCUCUGGCCUCAAGCAGGUGCGUCUGAGGAUCCUGCCUGGAGCGGAGCAGGAGAUGUUGUAUAACUUCUACCCUCUGAUGGCAGGGUACCAGAACCUUCCCCAGCUCAACAUCAGCCUGCUGCGCUUCCCUGCCGUGUCCGGACAGCUGCUUCGCCGCUUCCUCCCCUCACGCAUCUUUGUCAAGCCCCAGGGCCGACAAGCAGAAGAUGCCUCCAUUGCAGCGGCUUGAGAUCCAUAACAAGACCCCACCCCUAAGUGAGAUCCAUAACAAGACCCCACCCCUAAGUGAGAUCCAUAACAAGACCCCACCCCUAAGUGAGAUCCAUAACAAGACCCCACCCCUAAGUGAAUACUAGUUUACCUGAAACACAUCUCUCACCUAUUGGGCUCAACUGGAAAAUGUUGUACCACAGAUGCAUUCACUUUUUGACCUCCUGUAAAAUCACGCUUUUAAAAGGAUGCUUAACUACAAUAGUUUACUUUAUAAUCUUGAUUGAUCCGUAACUGAUUAAUAUUGUAGCUUGCUGAUCUAAAACCUUAGGCUUUUGUUAUCAUGUCAUGUAGCUGUUACACGGGGUGUGUUUGUAAAUUCACUCCGUCUAUUUACUCUGAUUUCAGAGCACUCUUGUCUUAGUGUGCCAGAGCGCAGAAUAACUGAUGGAUUUCUGAACGAGCAACACACACUGAAUAUGAUCAGUGUCAGUAAACAUAGACAAAAAGUGUAGUUAAAUUGUUGCCAGCAGUAAGUUCGUCACCAACACUCUGGAUAACAUGAAAGCCUAACCAGCUCUGUUAGGGUGAGUAAAAUAGUCAGAGUUAGGUGUUAGGUGUUCUCUCAUUUGUGUCUGGAAGUAGCUAGCAAGCUAGCCAACUUCAGCCAGUUAGCUUGGAUGCUUGCCAUUGUGAGGUCAGAACGCUCGGCUCAUCCCUACUCCUCGGCCAGAGCAGAGCAUCCAAUGUGCACUCUGAACACUCCGAGAGCGAAACGCUCUGAAUUUACGAAUAGUGCGCACUCUGGCAUUCGAGUGAAUUUACUAACACACCCACAGUAAUUUCCCUCACAUUUUACUUGAUCAAUGAUGCAGUUCCUCAUUAAUCUUCAAACUAAAACAUUUGGGUGAGUUAUGAUUGUGUGUGUGUUUCACUGACUGUCAAAUGUAAUGAAUACAGUAUAACUAAGACGGCAUAGUAUUAAAGGUUUUUGUGAAGAUUGUA
Molecule: messenger RNA, 4644 nt
Organism: Oncorhynchus nerka (sockeye salmon)
Lineage: Eukaryota; Metazoa; Chordata; Actinopteri; Salmoniformes; Salmonidae
Gene: trappc11
Product: trafficking protein particle complex subunit 11
Exons: 30
Coding region: 254-3658 (1134 amino acids)
Source: RefSeq, a predicted model, not a curated record